Esox lucius (northern pike) is the source of this 7153-nucleotide messenger RNA. RefSeq names its product ADAM metallopeptidase domain 11 (gene adam11). The transcript has 26 exons. Bases 357 to 2759 code for a protein of 800 amino acids. Gene Ontology annotation, biological process: proteolysis. The record is from RefSeq and is a predicted model, not a curated record. Gene Ontology annotation, molecular function: metalloendopeptidase activity. Lineage: Eukaryota; Metazoa; Chordata; Actinopteri; Esociformes; Esocidae.
AUUCGACGCCCCUCACUGGCAAUCGCUCCAGUCCUUUGCUUCCAGCAUCCUUGAGCCAUCGGAGCACUGACCCGCGCAGCCUCACCUCCAAUAGGGAGUGAAUAGAUGUAGCCUAGACUCCUCCCGCUUUGCGAGUCGUGAUUAAAAUUUUCUUUUUUUUAUUGUCAGAGGCUGAAUAACCUCGUUGGAAUGUAUUUAGAUUUUUUCUAGGGAUAACACGCUCUUCAGCGAGAUGCGGGUACAGCGUCAAAGGGGUCCCCGCGGCUCACUGUAAUCAUCACCUGCCGUCCUUACACAUUGUUUUUGUUUAUUCCGCUGUGCUGUUCCAUGCAAAUCUCGGGGACUAUGUGAGCAUCAUGCUGGCGGUGCGAUGCCUGGUGUUCGCUGCUGUGAGUGCGCGGUUUUCCGUCACAGAAGGCUGGAGCAGCGCGGUGAACGAUAGAGACGGGGGAACGUCGUGGGAGUGGGAUGCCGUGGAGGAGCACGGGGACAGGGGACAGGCUGUGGAGGAAAUAGUUCAGCCCAAGCGGCUUCUGCAACAGAUCAACUCAGAGGAAGAGCUGGUUCACCACCAUCUGGACACUCGAGUGAAGAACCAUACAGAGGCACCACAGCCUGUCCAUCUGGCCCAGAGCAGUUUCCUCGUGGAGGCGUUUGGCAAAUCCUUCAUCCUCGACCUGGAGCUGAACCAUCAUCUCCUGUCUUCUGAGUAUGUGGAGCGGCACUUCGACAAGGAAGGGAGACCGUCUGAGAAUAUGGGAGGAGAGCACUGUUACUACCAUGGACGACUGAGAGAAGGACCUGGCUCUUGGGCAGCUAUCUCGACCUGCUAUGGGUUACGUGGGAUGUUUUUCGAUGGAAACUUUUCAUAUGGGAUCGAGCCUGUUCUCAAUUCCCGUGGUCAGGUGUCUGAGCAGAGUGAUCACGUGGUGUAUCGAAUGCCUAACCUGGACCUGCUACUGCCGCCACACUGUGCAGGUUGCUCUUUGAACAGCAGUGACAGUGAAGAAGAGAACUCUGACAAUGUUACCGACGAUGCGCACGAAGACGAUGGUGUCUGGUCCGAGCCCAACGAGCCCGUCUUCACGGACGAAGCCUUAAGACGAACAAAGAGACAGGUCAGACGCGGUCAACGCACCGUCCUCACUGAGACCAAGUACAUCGAGCUGAUGGUGGUCAACGACCACGACCUGUUUGUGCAGCUUCGUCGGUCGUCAUCGCAGACCAGGAACUUUGCCAAAGCUGUUGUCAAUAUGGCAGAUGCGAUCUAUAAGGGGCAGCUCAACACUCGGAUUGUGCUGGUCGCCAUGGAGACAUGGUCGUCCCAGAACAUGGUCUCAGUGGGCGACGACCCCUUGCUGACCCUUAGGGACUUCAUGAAGUACAGGAAGGAGAGCAUCAAGGAGCGCAGCGACGCCACACACCUCUUCUCGGGGAGGACUUUCCGGAGCAGCCGCAGUGGGACGGCCUACAUUGGUGGGAUCUGCUCCCUCACACGGGGGGGAGGGGUCAACGAGUACGGCAACGUGGGUCCCAUGGCCAUCACCCUUUGUCAGAGCCUGGGGCAGAACAUUGGCAUGAUGUGGAACAAAGAACGCCCAAACGCUGGAGACUGCAGGUGUCCCGACCCAUGGCUGGGCUGCAUCAUGGAAGACACCGGCUACUAUCUUCCUCGGAAGUUCUCUCGCUGCAGUGUGGAUGAGUACCUGCGCUUCCUCCAGCAGGGCGGGGGCAGCUGCCUCUUCAAUAAGCCCACCAAGCUGCUGGACUCUCCAGAGUGUGGCAAUGGCUUUGUGGAGGUGGGGGAGGAGUGUGACUGCGGGUCACAGGUGGAGUGUGCGCGAAGUGGUGGAGCCUGCUGUAAGAAGUGCACCCUGACUCACGACGCCAUGUGUAGCAACGGCCUCUGCUGUAGAAGCUGUAAGUACGAGCUGAGAGGGGUAACGUGUCGUGAGGUGACCAAUGACUGUGACGUCCCUGAGAUGUGUACUGGAGACUCGAGCCAGUGUCCUCACAAUGUCCACAAACUGGAUGGCUACAUGUGUGAUGCGGGCCAGGGACGUUGUUAUGGAGGUCGUUGUAAGACCAGAGAUGGACAGUGCAAAACUCUCUGGGGCUACAACUCAGCCGACCGUUUAUGCUAUGAGAAGCUGAACUCUGAGGGCACAGAGAAGGGCAACUGUGGCCCAGACUCCAGUGGCCACGGCUGGGUGCAGUGUAACAAGCAGGAUGUGCUCUGUGGGUUCCUGCUGUGCACCAACAUGUCUGCUAAGCCGAGGUUUGGUGAACUGCAGGGGGACAUGACCAGCCUGACCAUCUACCACCAGAACAGAUACCUGGACUGCCGUGGUGGCCACGCAGUGCUGGAGGACGGCUCAGACCUGGGCUACGUGGAGGACGGGACACCUUGCGGUCCCAAUAUGAUGUGCCUGGACCGACGUUGCCUCCCUGUCCCCACCUUCAACCUCAGCAGCUGCCCGGGAUCUAGUCCCGGAUCUCGCAUCUGCUCCCAUCACGGGACCUGCAGUAAUGAGAUGAGGUGUAUAUGUGAUCCGGAUUACACUGGGAAAGACUGCAGUGUCUACGACCCCAUCCCUGACCCCACCCCUCCAGAGGGCCCUGAGAAAUAUAAGGGUCCCAGUGGCACCAAUAUCAUAAUAGGCUCCAUCGCAGGGGCAAUUCUGCUGGCAGCUAUUGUCCUUGGAGGAACGGGAUGGGGAUUUAAGAACAUCCGAAGAGGAAGAUCUGGAGGCGGCUAAAACAUCUGUCCAUUUGCUGUCCUGUCUUCCUAGCACUGUGUUCUAUCCACUUUGAAGGGAAAAAGAUGUCUUCCAUUCUCUUAAAUUCUCCCACAGUUCUCGGUUUCACUGUUCCUUUUUAUUUCAUUUCUUGUCAAUCUUCCAUCCACAGAUGUCUCACCUCUUGCCUUUGGUAGGUUUGAACUGAAAUACAUUCCAGCCAGCUGUAAAAUCCCCUCAGGCAUUGGUUAUCCACUGUUUCACAUUUUGCUUUUAUCCCCAUUUUGUCACAUCUUCAUAUCUAACAGGUCAAUUUCUAAAUUUUAAUGCGUGGCCUUUCAAUACCAUCUCAAGUUUGUCCCAAUGGCCUUCCCAUGGCUUUGUUUUUAUAAAUGUUGGAGGACGUUGGAAACUCAACCAAUCUAAUCAGGAUAUGUAUGUACACCCACCUAACAAGUGCUUUUACUGAUGUUACUGUGUAUCAGUUGGACGUUUAGGCUAUCUGUCUUUCCUGCCAUUUAGACUGUUCUACUCGACAACGGCGCCUUUAAAAAAACAUUGUCUGUGAAGUAAGAUGAAGGAUGACUCUGAUACUGAAAUGUAAGACUGCUAGUCAGCAUUUCUGUGUAGUUAUAAUUUACUAGUGGAGUAGUUCCCAAUCUGAUAAUACCCUACAGUACAUCCGACUAGGACCAUAAGUCAAACAAAACCAACAUUAUGAUAAACAGUAUCAAGCAGGCAUAACUGAUUGAAAUAUAGUCAUUACAAGCAGACCUGAAAUGUAGAAAUCUGGUUUGUGUUGACAUCAUUGCAACUUGUUUCCCUGUGUAGGUUAAUCAACAAGUUUGGUCUCUGAAUAAAGUUAUUGUUGUGCUUCAGUUAAUAAUAGUAAACUACAAGCGCAAAACAAAAAAAACAAAUUUCCUCAAAAAUGAUGACAAGUGACAUAGUUAUGUGCUAUUCUUAAUUAGGUAUAUACAUGAACACAAAUAUAUGUAUAAAUCUACACAAUAAUAAAAUAUAUAUAAAUAUAGUAUGUUUCUUUAUGCUGCUUUUCAGAAUUGAUCGGUAAUUUAUCAUUAACCAGUAUCCAAACUAACAUAAUAUGUAUAAACUUAUGAAUGUAUUAGCUCAACAUUUUGAGUGUGCGAAUGCUUGUAGCGUCUCUGUGUCGAUAUCAAAAGUAAACUUGUACGGAGAUGGAUACUUGGGUAGCUAGACAGAUGAUUGCACAUACAAAUCUAGCGUAGAAUGGGCAUUGUACUGAAUGAUAUGCAAUCCAUACAGAGACUGAGUAUACAUACCGGUAUGGUGAAUAUGGGUGCUUCUGUACAUAAUGUAUGUGUAUUCUAGGCGCUCGCAUGUUUUACAGUUGAGCCAUAGUCGUAGCUUGUGAAAUGAAAGCACAAGUUUGUGAGUGUGGACUCAAACCUCUUUUUCUGUAAAUAAUAUGCUGUAGCCAUGGGAGAUUCUGUACAAGCAAAAUGUUUAGACAUUUUAAUUUCACUUUUAAAACAGUAGUUGUAUUGUCCUUGACAAAAUGUAAGUAUUUAUUUAGAGACAAAUGGAACAGAAAAUCCAACUCUACAUUUUUUUUUAUUCAAAUUUAAAACUUCUGAUUGAAGAGAGAGUUCACCAAAUAGCAAUUGAAGUACAGAACUGGUGCAUUUUAUAAAAUAAGACACAGACUCAAAAACACUCCCAUGCAUUUAACCCAUAUAAUGUAUUUGAAAAUAGUAGACUUAAUAGAACUAGUUGUGAGAAAAAUUGUACAAAUAAGAUAAUUAAAAGCUUGUUAUAAUCCUUCCACUUCAAGUAACUGAUUACAUUUCACACUACUCAUAUACACUGAAAAUAAGUAUUUAAAGAUGCAUUCUGGGACAUUUGUAAAGAACAAACUUUAAAACCUCUCCGUUUGGGCUGGAUAUGUAAUAUGUUGUUCAUAUGCACAAACUCUAAGUACACUCACCACCAUACCUCAGUAUCCAUUCAAAACAGAGUUUUAUAGGACAUGGGGCACAUAUCUGCACAUACAUAACAUAGUACAUUUUCGUGAUCGGUUUUCUCUUAAAAUCCCAGAAUGCAUCUUCAAAUAACAAAUACACAUUUGAGCCCAGGUCAGCACCUCAAACAGACCUGUCGAUGCAUUAAAGGGACAGUGCAUUUUAAAAGUUACACUGCCGGCCUAAAGUGUAGCAUUAGGUAUUCAUAAACUCAAUUUAACCUGUAUUUCCAUAUGUAUUUGAACUGGAAUACGUAUCACCACAGACCGCUAUCAUUAUCUUGUGCAGCGGCUCACAGGAUUUCUAAAAUUGUAGGCAUUUCAACUUAAAACAAUGUUUUAGAAAAUUUAACUCUCCAGUGUGUUUGCAUAUCAACUGAAAAUGUUUGAAUAUGAUUGUCUGUCUGUGCUCUUAUGGAGGUAUCUCUGUCAUAUAUGUUAUCAAAUACUGUAGGUGCUGUUGACUGAUGUUGGGAAGUUUGCUCUUUGAAAAUUUUAAUUGAGCUUGUCCUCAGGAUUUUUCUCUUACAUGCGUUGGUCAAAGGCCGACUUAGGGCAUGAAAAACAAAAUCUGCCUCUUGGAGUGGUUCUUUGAUGAUAAGUUACUCCUGCUCUCUUGAUACUGCCAUUAGUCUAUCUAGCAGAUUGCUGCUCAUUCACUCCACCAGUAUUUGGAGAUAUGAUUUUCACAGGUUCAUUUCUGGAAUGGAAGCUAUUAAAAUACAGCACUUCUGUAGCCAGAAAUCUUAUUGAUCCAAUUUUUAAAUAUGUUUUUAAAGUAAUUAAGUAAGUAAUGGUGGGUGCAUUAUUAAGUUUAAAUCCGUUAUCCUUGCGUUUCUGCCCAAAGUCGGUCUUUAAUCUAGGCUGGUCCUUUAGACUCUGUCUUGCUUACAAGGCUACUUUGUCUUUUGGUCACUACAACUUGCCAAUUUUGGCUUUUUAAAUGUAGACAUUUUACAUUCCCAGGGUUAGAUGACAACUUGCCUUGACAAAAUACCUACUGGGUUUGGAACUCAUUCCAGAGUUACUGGAUAAUAGACUGGUUCUGUCAUCAUUUGUUGCUGGAGUUGAGUGUGCCUUGUGCAUCCAUAAAAAAGAUCUGUCUUUAAGGCCAGUGAGAUGGUUUUCAGUUCCACAGGACCCAUUAUGGGAUCUUAACACAGUUACACGCUCUUUUAUAUUAAGUAUGAUGUUUAAUAUAAUCUCUAUUUAACUUUUCUUUAAGUUACCACAAAAGUUCCUAUUAAAACGGUAACUCUCAACCCAUUUCUUUGCCUUUGUUCUGCAGACUUAAUGCAGUGCAUUCAGGUGAAGAUUUGUGGAUUACCAGGUUCGGAUUCAUGAAAUUCAUGGAACUGGUUAACACUUGAGUCGUGGUAACCAUAACAGAAAGUAAAUGUACACGUGAUUGUGUUGUAGAAGGAAUUAGGAAUGCUGGUAUUUGUUGGAUAUUAUUUACUGUUUACAUUUCCACUGCCACAAAAUGUAAUUAUUUUUUUUGUUUAGGGAAAUUCUUAAAUGUAAAAUGUAAGAAUUUCUGACAUUUGGGACCUAUAACCCCAAUGUCAGAGUUUUAGAAGUUUACCAAAAAUGCUUCUGGAGUUAAUUUCACGGCUGACCAAAUGCAGUUUCAGGGUUGAACAAACAUGUUUGUGAACAGGUUUCCUGUGUCUACACUACAUUCCUUUUAGUGGAGGCAGAUAAAUACGUAGAUGGGAUUAAUAGACAAUAUUCAAGAGCAAAUAAACAAAUGGCCCUUUUUCAUCCAAAUGUUGGAUAUCUUUAUUCUCUUUUCUAGUUUUUAACUCAAUCCCAACGCAGUCUUGGCAGACUUACCAAUCCUGCAGUAGAGCACUAAAAAGGCAUUGCAUCAACAAAUUGCAUUGAGUGUAUAUAUACCUACAUGCAUAUGUAUUUGUACAUAGCAAUACACUUCACAUACAGCUGUGUGUAUGUAUUAUAAGAAGUGUACAUAGAUGCAUUCAUAUUGGACUGACCUAAAAAAUGUCAGUGUACUUACCAGGAACAUGCAGCAUCUGUCAAUAGAGGACCUAUAACCCACACAUUACCAAUUUGUUUUAUUUUCUCAAUAACCAACUUAACUGUGCAUUGUUUCCUGGACUUCCAGGUUACAUUUUGUACGUAAUGUAUAAAAAACAAAAUCUCUGAGGUGUUCACUUUUCUUUUACUUUUUGGGACAAUUUAAAUUCACAUUUCAUCUGUACUCUUGUGUGCAAAUAAUAUAUAUUUUCUUUUUUUUUAUCUACCUGCCACUGUAUAUUGAAAUCAUAAGUCAAACCGAUAUUGAUGGACUUCGUAUAUUUUUCAAGACCUAAUGGAGGGUCAGGUGAUGACAUUUCAAUUGUGGAAUUAAGAGAAAAGUGAGAAAAUAAAUUGAGAAAAUAAAAUUGAA